AUGACCUCCAGGUCUUUCUUGGAAGGGGCUUUCAUACAUCCCGAAUCUUCUCCCGAAAAUUCAGUCAAGGAAAAAUCGUUGAAUUAUAGGCAUCCAACCGUGUACGAUGCAGUCGCUGGCAGAAUCUCUGCUGGAGGAUUUAUUCCAAAGCACCUGGUAGUCACUGCGAAUCGAGAUACAGCAUCCUCUUCUACAGCUGCUCUACCUCCAGAAUCAGUACUGUUUCGAAGCAGGAAUGCUCCUACCAGAUACGCCGAAUCUGACAUCUACUUUUCCGACGAGAGACGGUCACCGAUUGGCCUACCAGAAUCCGAUCUUCUGAAAGCACUUCAUAGCUACACUUCGGAUUUCUACUCACGUGCUACCGCCGAUGUUGGAGCCGGAGACUGGAAGAGCUUAGAUGAAACGGCAUUGAUUGCAUUUGGAUUUCUGAUGGAAGAAGCAUCACGAGAUAUCCUUGGGCAAACCGGCGAUUUGGUGUUCACAGAAGGCGAGGAAGUAACAGAACAAGUUUCUGGGGCGCCAUCAGCACAGCGGACGAAGUCAAAAGGACGGCCUUCGAAGAAGAGGCGAGUUGAUACCAGAUGA
Messenger RNA from Hyaloscypha bicolor E, 588 nucleotides. RefSeq lists its product as uncharacterized. The transcript has 2 exons. Gene Ontology annotation, cellular component: RNA polymerase I upstream activating factor complex. Bases 1 to 588 code for a protein of 195 amino acids. Gene Ontology annotation, biological process: nucleolar large rRNA transcription by RNA polymerase I. Gene Ontology annotation, molecular function: RNA polymerase I cis-regulatory region sequence-specific DNA binding. The record is from RefSeq and is a predicted model, not a curated record. NCBI's taxonomy places the organism in Eukaryota, Fungi, Ascomycota, Leotiomycetes, Helotiales, Hyaloscyphaceae.